AGGCCCUGGUGGUUUCUCAGAAUAUAUACUUUACAGAAAAUCGUGGGAAUCAAAAGGAUUUGGAUUCACUUUACGAGGACCUAAUGACUUUAAGCUCGAUAAAUUUUUUGCAGGAUCGCCAGAAUCAUUCGAUACCUUUUAUGGAAUAAGAAAAGAUGGAAAUAUAUUCUUUAAAGACAAUCAAGAUUCUUUCGCUGGAUACGUUUUGAAGCAUUGUAGAACUGGUGUUCAUUUUGUGAUGGCGGAUGGCGGAUUCUCAGUCGAAGGGCAAGAAAAUAUUCAGGAAAUACUUUCCAAGCAAUUAUAUCUCUGCCAGUGCCUAAUGGUAUUAAAAAUUCUUCGAGAAAAUGGUAGUUUUUUGUGCAAGAUGUUUGAUUUGUUCACUCCAUUUAGUGUAGGUCUUGUAUAUUUGAUGUAUAAAUGUUUUGAUCGGAUAUCUAUUUUGAAGCCCAAUAGCAGUAGACCAGCAAAUUCAGAGAGAUAUUUAGUUUGUAAAUGGAAGAAAGCAAAAAUCGAAUCCGUUUGUAAAUAUUUGGAUCACGUGAAUGAUAUCUUUAAUGAGGCUAAAGAAGAUGUUUUAGAAAUUGUCAACCGAGACGACAUUAUGAGAGACAAAAAUUUUCUAAAUUUAAUUGUCAGUAGUAAUAAUGAAAUUGGAAAAAACCAAAUUAUAGGUCUGAAAAAGAUAGCGGUAUAUUGUAGAAACACACAACUGAGGGAAACAAAGCAAUCAGAAAUCCGUAAGCGAUGUCUUGAGUUGUGGGGUCUUCCAGAUAAACUUAGACAAGCACCAGAGUCCAAGUCUUCCGAAAAGCUCCUUGAGGAGAUUCUAGGAGAUUGGAACGAUAAACUUCUAUUUAAUUCUUUGCCCACUGAACUGUAUGGUGUCGAAUACCUGCAAAACAGUAUAAACAGCAUUUACGACUGGUAUUUUGUUCCAAUUGGUAGAGGUGAAACUAAUAUUAAUACUUGCAGUAUGUUUUUAUGUAAGUCUAAAGGCUGUUUACUUCGAUAUACUGAUAGUAAGAAAUGGGAACCUGUGGAGUACAUUUUUGAAGUAUCUCCUAGAUCUAUUUUUUAUGGAGAAAUUGUGUACGAAUAUACUGGUGAGGGUAGAACACAAACGCGCAUCUGUGCUCUACAUAUAAUAGAUGCUAUCAUACUAGGUGGAACAGACGUAAGGCGUUUAAAACUUUCUGAACGUCUUCGAUUAUGUCAAAAGUAUGCUCUUAGUGUUAAUAAACCAUACAAAGAAGGAAAUUCGGGUCACAUUCGAAGUAAAUGUUUAUAUAAGUUGCGAGAUUUAACUUCUUUUUUUAACGAUAUGAAUUCGCAUGUGCUGAAAGAUAACUCAACACGCCUUGGGCUGUCUUUGUUUCCCGAAAACAAAUUUUUUGUUCCAGGUGGUAUUUUAUUAUUAUGCGAGAUCUGUCACAACUUUUUCUCAAGUGUAUCUAACUCAACACAAAGAUUAUAUUAUUUCGAUAAGAGAACAAAAACAUCUUAUUAUAAGGAUUGUAUGCCAAACGAUAUACAAAAGAUUUUAUAUGCUUCAUUUAGAAAUAGUUUUCAAAGAAGAUUACUGUGGAAGUGGACAAAUUUGAUGCAGGUUGAAAAACAAAGUAAGCAUCGAGAAAAAAAUUUACUCUAUCGAGAAGACUUCGAAACUUUUAUAAGCACUAAAUAAAAAAUUAACAAAAAAAAACGAUCAACUGUUUAUUUUUUCUUAUUAAGGUUCGUUUAAAUAACAGAGAAAAAUUUCAAGAUUUUGGCUUAGGGCGACAACCAAAUAAUGUCCAGACGUAAACGGACGCAGAGUGUGUGAGUAAUUCAUUGAAAUUAAUUGAUUUUUUGACAGGUGGCAAACCAUCUCAUGUUCCAUAUCCAUAUUGUUAAAAUUAAUUAAACCUAUCAUAUACAUUGAAUUUAAUUUUUAAUCAAGGGGCAGCCCUGUUGAAAAUAGUUUCAAACUAUAAUUUUAUUAAACUUUGAAAGUCUGACACCAAUAUUGUUAUACAUAUUUCAGUUACCUAAUUCCCUUG
Rhagoletis pomonella (apple maggot) is the source of this 2042-nucleotide messenger RNA. Its product is annotated as cap-specific mRNA (nucleoside-2'-O-)-methyltransferase 1-like. The record is from RefSeq and is a predicted model, not a curated record. Gene Ontology annotation, molecular function: methyltransferase cap1 activity; nucleic acid binding. Gene Ontology annotation, cellular component: cytoplasm; nucleus. Gene Ontology annotation, biological process: 7-methylguanosine mRNA capping. NCBI's taxonomy places the organism in Eukaryota, Metazoa, Arthropoda, Insecta, Diptera, Tephritidae.